GAGAACUCUCACUGGAGGAUACAACCCGCCGGAUGUGCUCUCUCUGCAGAAGUUGAGUUGUGAUAGACUUGAGCCGCCAGCGUCCACCGUUAACGGACACUCAACCACGCUCUACAAGAAGUCCUGCAAGCGCCCUCCACCCGAAGGAUCUUUUUCCGUUUUUCCAACGUUGCUCUGACACCGUGCGCGUGCCAUGCUUGAGACAUCAGCCCGAAUACGCUGCUAGACCGCCAUUGAGCAACUCGAAAUUUUGUAUCUGAGUGUGCACCGCCAAACCCGUGAUCAUGCAGGCCAUGACGCCCAUCACGCCGUUGGAACCUGGCGUAGAGAUGUUUGAGAGGGGGAAGUCCCGCGACUCUUUUUUCUCUUCGCAUCUCACAAUACGAUCUUCGCUCGAGCGACCGGUCUCGGGGAUAAGUCUCGCAUACACCGACAUCGAAGAUGAUUCCAGCGAAUUUGAGGAGUACAGUGGCUCAUCUAGCGACAACAGGCGAAGCCAAACUACCAUUUCGACUUUCGAGGAAGUGCGAACACCUGGGGAUGACAUAAGACCGCAGUAUGCCGACUGGUACUUCCCUAAAGCUGUGGAGGGCCCAAGGGGUCCCCAUCUCUUCCGUGCUUCUCAAUCCUCAAAUGACUUCGACUACGCUUUGCAGAUGUCCCCCCUGCUUCCCAAAGAUGUAGCAUCCCGCUUCCCAAUAUCUUCCAGAGAGCCCACACCAGCUACGAUCGUUCCGCAACAUGAAUACAACAAUAUCGCAUUUGCUGUUGCGCACCUGGACAACAACGAAGUGCGCGCCUGGAGCUCGCGCGACGUUGCUACCUGGAUGUAUCAGAACGGCUUCGAAGACGACGUAAUCGAUAAAUUUGUAACUCACGACAUCACUGGCGCAGUGUUGUUGGAUCUGCAGUUCGAUGAUCUUAAAGAGUUGGAAAUCCAAUCAUUUGGCAAGAGGCAUCAGCUCUGGCACCAGAUCGAUUCUCUGCGCGCAGCAGACGGCUUGACCUCUCCACUCGCGCCCGCUCCUAUCCCAACGCCAUUCGAAGACAUCGAGCGCCCAUGUACCGAGGCGCGGGAAAGGUCCAAGAGCAAGAACCGUGGUGGCCGCCGUCGGCGCAACCCUGUCGAUGACUUGAUAACGCCCGCAGAGUCUGUUUCAAUUGUUGCUAUUGAGCAACUCUUGCCCAAACCACAUGUUUGUGCGAAAGGAGAGCGAUGUGCUAAGUGGAGGAAACAACAACGUCAGCUAGCCAGACUUCAAGAGGAGCAUGGGUUCCCAAUCUCCCCCGAGAAAGGUGGCAAGAUAUUCAUUGCAGGCGACCCAGGCAACGCCCACAAUGCGCAACGCGCUGUUGAGAAUGUACAUCGCCCAAUUUCUGAUGCGGCGCCGUCAGUGGUCGACCCCUCUGUAGUAGCCUCGUCCGACAUCCUUGGACCUGGUCAGCUUCCGGAGUUCACUCUGCAGGAUCUCCAGAAUCUGCAGCAGUGCGAUCCCCAGGACAAUGUGCGAAACUUCCUGUCACUCCAGGGCAUGGAUCAGCCCUACACGACAGCCACACCGAUCGAGGCACCCCCAACGCCGCCUAUGGACAUGUUCCCUCCCCGCCCACAGUUGAUAAUCCCGCAAGGUCAGAACUAUCCUCAGAUCUCGGCGUUCUCAGCAUCCACCUCAGCCCAUACGAUGAAGUUCGAUCCCGCCACCUUGCCAACCCCUGUCUUGUACUCUCCCGACACCACGCCAGCCCCUCACUCCAAUCUGAGGAGUCUUCCGAAACUCACAAUACCACGUUCCAUGUCUGCCCAGCCUCAAGGUAACCCACGCCAUGCUGUACCACAGAAUUCCUACCUUGCACCAAUCUCCGCGUUUUCGCCAGCCUGUGAGACAGCCAUCACGCCCGGCGGUAUCUACCGAUUCGGUACACCAGCCUCCAUGAUGGACGUUCCGGUGACGGCCGUCCACGUCGAGCCUGUGUCUCGUGACACAAGCCAGUCUGUACCACCGAACAUGCAGUACAAGAUCCAACUCCAGAGGGCUGGAUCACGCAGCGAGCGCCGCCGCCCUUCGCUGACCAUGCCAGCACUUGGCGAAGAUUCUGUAUUCACACCUACAGGUGCUCAUUCUGACGAUGACGCCUACCGUGGAACGCAGUUCUUCGACAACAGCCCAGAAUCGUCGCCCGUGAAGGAGACAGAGCUUGCGAACGUUCAGGAAGCUCAAGAUAGGCUCGCGCCACUUCCAAGCAAGGGAGGCUUCGAGUACAAGGGCAUCAACCACCAUGGCUGGAUGAAGAAGCGCAAGACUAAGAUGCUGCGUCACGAAUGGCAAGAUCACCACUUCCGGCUCAACGGGACGCUGCUGGCCAUGCACCCCAAUGAGCUUCCCUCCUCCUCUGCCCUGCAGACUAUCGAUGUCGACGACUACGCAGUUGCCUGCUCAUCGCUUGCAUCCAACAAGCUGUCUGCCAGGCUUCGCGCUCUCAAGCUCUCAUCCAGCAAGAAGGAGGAAAUCAUGGCCAACCCAUCGGCCUUUGAAUUCCAACUCGUGCCCACCGUUGGCGAGAUGAAGAGGGUCAUGCCACACGGCAAGGUGCACCACUUUGCCACCAAGGGCCGCGACGAGCGCAUCGACUGGAUGCGCGAGCUGAUGCUCGCCAAAGCCUUGAAGGCGAGAAACGAGGGCUACGAGGUCACUGUCAACGGUGCGGGCAUGUGAGCGCACCAACCCAUCAGUUUGUUUUUUUGUUUUACGACAUUUCCUUUUCUGAACACAUCAUGACCGCUAUUAUACCCUUUAAGUAUGUUAUAUCGCUUCUUUGGUUUACACGCAUCUCCUCUUUUUUCAUCAGCAUAGCAUAGCACUUUUCUUACCGCAAAGACUUCGGAGGCGGGCUAGACCGCAAGGUUACAUGGCAGCCUCCGCAUAUAUGUUAGGUAAUAAUGGCAUCUCCGUAGCAUUUGGGGACCGAUACACAAAAGCUGUCGUUACAUUGGUACAGAUUGAACAGUAGAAAUGACGGGCAUACGACAGGCACGGACGGACGGGUGGAUGGAUGAGUGGAAGGAUUAGGUAGAAUGUUGCAAUCAAUCGAAACGAAGGUCUUACGAACAUUCUGUGCCACGCGCUCUGUCACUGCGAUAUCGCCCCCGAGAAGGAAUCCUGUGGUCACACACUUCGUUCUGUGCAC
Molecule: messenger RNA, 3186 nt
Organism: Boeremia exigua
Lineage: Eukaryota; Fungi; Ascomycota; Dothideomycetes; Pleosporales; Didymellaceae
Product: SAM and PH domain-containing protein
Exons: 3
Coding region: 285-2714 (809 amino acids)
Molecular function (GO): protein binding
Source: RefSeq, a predicted model, not a curated record